UGAAGCUGAAACACAGCAGCUGCGAAUUCAGAGAUCGAAGAUGGUGGUGCAUCACUGCUGCAGCAAACAGCAGGUGAAAAGAGGACUUUGGUCUCCUGAAGAAGAUGAAAAACUCAUCAAACACAUCACUGCCAAAGGCCAUAGCUGCUGGAGUUCUGUUCCGAAACUAGCAGGUCUGCAGAGGUGUGGAAAGAGUUGCAGGUUGAGAUGGCUAAAUUACCUGAGGCCUGAUCUUAGAAAGGGACCUUUCACUGAACAUGAGGAAUGGACGAUCAUUCAGGCUCAUGGAAUUUUAGGAAACAAAUGGGCUCAGAUAGCUAAGCACUUGCCAGGUAGAACAGAUAAUGAGAUCAAGAACUUCUGGAACUCAUGCAUCAAGAAGAAGCUUAUUGCUCAUGGGCUAGACCCCAAAGCUCACAACCUUCUUUCUGUUCAUCCAAAUCAUAGCAAAGGUAACAACAUUGACAAUGCAUGUAUGGCCACCACUGACUUCUCUGUAGACACUUCGAAAACGAGCGCUUAUGAAGAAAACACAACCAGAACAGCCCUUGAAUGCAGAAUUCACCACUCUUUAUGGAGUAAUUCUCAAUCUUGUGAAUCCUUAUUAGGCUUUACAACCGAGCCUUCAUUAAAGUACCUUCCCGUUUCAUCUGAACCAAGUACACUGCAACAAGAACUGCGUCUCCAUUCACAGCCAGAGGACUUUGAUGGGGAGUUCACUGAUAACUUCGAUGAGUUGAUGAGUGUCGUAAACCAAGGAAUGAAUGAUCAAUCGUUUGAAGGCAUCAACUUUGAUAUGCAGUUUAUCGAAACUGCAUUAAACUGUGCUGUGUGGAACAAUGUAUAGGCUGCAACAUCUCGUGUAAAAACUGGUAUUUAGCUUUAUGUUUGUGUUUGUUUUUU
Daucus carota subsp. sativus is the source of this 903-nucleotide messenger RNA. RefSeq names its product MYB-like transcription factor 4. Lineage: Eukaryota; Viridiplantae; Streptophyta; Magnoliopsida; Apiales; Apiaceae. Bases 41 to 847 code for a protein of 268 amino acids. The record is from RefSeq and is a predicted model, not a curated record. The transcript has 2 exons.